Egretta garzetta (little egret) is the source of this 2661-nucleotide messenger RNA. RefSeq names its product WASH complex subunit 4 (gene WASHC4). The coding region runs from base 1 to 2469 and encodes 822 amino acids. The transcript has 23 exons. NCBI's taxonomy places the organism in Eukaryota, Metazoa, Chordata, Aves, Pelecaniformes, Ardeidae. The record is from RefSeq and is a predicted model, not a curated record. Gene Ontology annotation, cellular component: WASH complex; endosome. Gene Ontology annotation, biological process: endosomal transport; endosome organization.
AUGGACAUAGCACUUCCUAAUCCUACUGUGGCACUAAAUCCAUUGAAUAUUGAUACUGCUGAUUUUAUGGAAGAAGAAAUUCACGCCGAAGUGCAGUUGAAGAAUUACGGAAAAUUUCUUGAGGAAUAUACGUCUCAGCUGAAGAGAACUGAAGAUGCUUUGGAUGAUUCUGUUGGAGAUGUUUGGGACUUCAAUCUUGAUCCCAUUGCAUUAAAGCUUUUGCCAUAUGAACAGUCCUCCCUACUGGAGCUCAUAAAGACAGAAAACAAGGUUCUAAACAAAGUAAUAACUGUGUAUGCUGCCCUUUGCUGUGAAAUCAAGAAAUUAAAAUACGAGGCAGAAACUAAAUUUUAUAAUGGCCUCUUGUUUUAUGGAGAAGGAGCCACAGAUUCCAGCAUGGUGGAGGGAGAUUGCCAAAUACAGAUGGGAAGAUUUGUUUCUUUCUUGCAGGAGCUGUCUUGCUUUGUUACCCGAUGUUAUGAAGUGGUGGUGAAUGUAGUGCAUCAGUUGGCUGUUCUCUAUACCAGCAACAAGAAUGCACCUAAAAUUAUAGAGACAUCUGGAGUUCAUUUUCAGGCAAUGUACGAGCAUCUGGGAGAGUUGCUCACAGUCUUAAUCACUCUCGAUGAAAUAAUUGACAAUCACGCCACUCUGAAAGAUCACUGGACCAUGUAUAAGAGGCUGCUAAAAUCUGUCCAUCACAACCCCUCUAAGUUUGGGAUUCCAGAAGAUAAACUGAAGCCAUUUGAAAAGCUGCUCUUAAAACUGGAAUGCCAGUUAUUUGAUGGAAUGAUAUUUCAGGCCUGCAUAGAGCAACAAUUUGAUUCUGUAAAUGGUGGAGUGUCAGUGUCAAAGAACAACACCUUUGCUGAAGAAUUUGCUUAUACUCUCCGCACAACUUUCGCAAAUGUUGAAGCCAAACUUGGCGAGCCUUCAGAAAUUGACCAGAGAGAUAAAUAUGUGGGCAUCUGUGGCCUCUUUGUACUGCAUUUUCAGAUUUUUCGGACCAUAGACAAGAAAUUUUACAAGUCGUUGUUGGAUGUCUGUAAAAAGGUACCAGCCAUCACAUUAACUGCUAACAUUAUCUGGUUUGCUGACAACUUUCUGAUUCAGAAGAUACCAGCUGCUGCCAAACUUCUGGACAAGAAAAGUACUCAUACAGUUAAAACGCAAAGGGAGAACUUUCUACAGCAGCGGGCACAGUCACUUACCAAAGAUAUGCAGUCAUACUAUGUUUUUGUGAGCUCGUGGAUGACAAAAAUGGAGUCUAUCUUGUCAAAGGAGAAACGUGUGGAUAGGUUUGCAGAAGAUCUUUCUAACCGCUGCAAUGUCUUCAUCCAGGGUUUUCUUUAUGCAUACAGUCUUAGCACCAUCAUUAAAACUACAAUGAAUCUCUACAUGUCAAUGCAAAAACCUAUGACCAAAACCUCGGUGAAAGCUCUAUGCAGACUUGUAGAACUUCUGAAGGCAAUAGAACACAUGUUUUACCGGAGAAGUAUGGUUGUGGCAGAUUCUGUGACACACAUCACUCAGCAUCUGCAGUAUCAGGCUCUUCACUCUAUUUCUGUAGCCAAGAAAAGAGUAAUUUCUGAUAAAAAGUACAGUGAGCAACGCCUGGAUGUCCUCUCUGCUUUGGUGUUGGCUGAGAACACCCUCAAUGGGCCAAGUACAAAACAGAGGCGACUAAUUGUUUCCCUUGCACUGAGUGUGGGAACACAGAUGAAAACUUUUAAAGAUGAAGAACUCAUUCCUCUUCAGUUAGUUCUGAAAAAACUAGAUUUGAUCAGUGAACUUACAGAGAGAGUUCGAGUACAAUGUGACUGUUGCUUCUUAUACUGGCAUCGAGCAGUCUUUCCAAUCUAUUUAGAUGACGUGUAUGAAAAUGCUGUUGAUUCUGCUAGACUGCAUUAUAUGUUUAGUGCACUACGGGACUGUGUACCUGCUAUGAUGCAUGCAAGACACUUGGAAUCUUAUGAGGUACUUCUGGAAUGUUAUGACAAGGAAAUCAUGGAAGUGCUCAAUGAGCACUUGCUGGACAAAUUAUGUAAAGAGAUAGAAAAGGACCUGCGCUUAUCAGUUCAUACACAUCUAAAGCUGGAUGACAGAAACCCCUUCAGAGUUGGUAUGAAGGAUCUAGCUCACUUCUUCUUUCUGAACCCAAUACGUUUUUUCAAUCGAUUCAUUGACAUAAAAGCUUAUGUAACUCACUAUUUGGACAAGACCUUCUACAACUUAACGACUGUAGCUCUUCAUGACUGGGCCACCUACAGUGAAAUGAGAAACCUAGCAACUCAACGCUAUGGUUUAAGUAUGACUGAAGCACAUCUUCCCAGCCAGACUCUGGAACAGGGUCUGGAUGUUUUGGAAAUCAUGAGAAACAUUCAUGUUUUUGUAUCCCGCUACCUCUACAACCUGAAUAAUCAGGUAAGGUAUAUCCCAUACUUUCUCCUGGAUUUGGCUCUGAUUUGAAGGGAUUAAGAAACGCAGAGGACUGUACAUGUAAGAAAAACCCAAGCUGAACAUACAUAAUAACAAGCUGUAAAAUAGCUGUUGCUGUUCUAGAAAAACAUCUUUGGUGAUGCUGUAAACAGGUCUCGGAGAAUGUUCUCUAAGCUUGUUUUGAGUACGGUGUGCCUGUAGGAUCACUCUAAGACAAAUAUU